This is a messenger RNA of Centruroides sculpturatus (bark scorpion), 1253 nucleotides long. Its product is annotated as peptidase inhibitor 15-like. The transcript is spliced from 7 exons. The record is from RefSeq and is a predicted model, not a curated record. Lineage: Eukaryota; Metazoa; Arthropoda; Arachnida; Scorpiones; Buthidae. The coding region runs from base 285 to 1202 and encodes 305 amino acids.
ACGUGUCCGCUUCCGCAAAGAAUCACGGGAUCGUGUUCUGACCAUCUUAUACAGACGUUGAAUAAAAGUAAAUGAUUGAGUCGCCAUCUUGUAUUAAAUUUAUUAAUAUUACGGAAUGACUCCCACGUGCUCCUGCAAUUAUAACCACGUGCUCGCGACAUCAUUCAGAAUAUUCUAAAGCUAUUUCAAAACAGCGAAUAGCUUUUUUAUCUUUUAAAUAAUUCCAAUUUCAAUUGUAUUCCACGGAAUUUUACGUUGAAUUUAAAAAAAUUUUCAUUGAUUUUAUGUUGAAAUUCAGACAGGCUCAUACAAUGAUUCGAAGCGUUUUGGUUCUGGUAUUGUUCGAAGUUAUGGCUUUGGAUGAAAGCUGCUUAGUUUCUUCGGAAAGAAACGAAUUAGCAAACAUUUUACAAAAGGAUUCCAGUGAAAAGGGGAAGCCCAUAGCUCUCAGUGAAAACGAUAUAAAAGAUAUACUGAGAAGAUUGAAUUAUUUCAAAAGACAUCCUCCCUAUACAAGUCAUAAAAUGAUAAAAUUGAUGUGGAAUAACACAUUGGCAAAAAUGGCAGAAGAAUGGGGCGAAAAUUGUCCCCACAAACGAGGCCCAAAAAACUGUCUAAAAUUCAUUAAUCAAAAUAUAUACAGAGGAAACGGUAAAACUGUUAGAAGUGCACUUACGGCUUGGAACAUUUUCUGGUCAUAUAAUUACACUGGAAACUAUUGCUUCGAUGAAGAUUAUAUUGGAUGUUUAUAUUAUAAGGCGUUAUAUUGGGCUGAAAGUCAUUCUGUAGGAUGCGCAAUAUUGACUUGCAGGCAUGACAAUUUAAUUAUAUGCAAUUUUUAUCCAGGUAGUGAAAAACUUGACGAAGAGCUUCCUUUUGAAGUAGGAAAAUCAGAUUGUUACCCUGAGCUAUGUCCACCUCAAGCUCAGAAAUGUGAUACGGAAGAUCCCGUUUUUAGUAUUUGCGAAAUGACAUCGGUUCCAGAAAUACCAGAUGAGGUUAUUAACUGUGCUCUACAAUUGGAUCCGAGUACAACUUUGGAACCGGAUACAACAUCGGAACUGUACACAACUUCGGAACCGGAUACUACUACUCAUGUUCAGUGCUGUGGAUACAGAAAUACUCCUACAGUCGAGAAGAAAAUAAUAAUAAAAUUAACAUGUUUACUUGUCGUGAUCAUUACAAAUACUUUCUACAUAUAAUAAUUGUUAAAAUAUUUUAAAUUACUAUUAAUACGGUGUAUUGUAUAUAAG